UCUCCCCAGCCACCCCAUUUAACCCCCUGUCAACCGUAGCGCGUUCCGUCGCGACAGCUCCAUUUUCUGCUCGCGUCGAGGGGAGAGCAAUCUUUCUUCUUUUCCCCCAUUAAACACCUAGCCAACCUCCCGGAUUUGUACAUACUCUCUCUCCUUGCAUUCCUGUGACACCCUCCUUUCUGCUCUAUCCGUCAACAACCACCAUUGCCCACCCACCCCCUUCCUGCAGGUUACGCAUAAUACAUCUACAACACCCAAUCGCCGGUUCCUUCCUCCGCCCUCUUUUUGCAUCGCGCAAACUCAAUUCUCGGAGCCAAUCCUCUCGUCGCGCAAAACCAUCUCCAGCUUGAAUCGCAAAGAGCCAUUCGCUAGCUUUUGCGCAAAACCAACCGACUCGCGGCCUUCCCGUCGGGUUUAAUCGUUAAUACCCUCCCACCGAAAAAGAAAAAAAUGCCACCUCAACAAGCCGGCCGUCGCCCCAGUCGCCCUUCAGGAGCAGGAAGGCAAUCCAAUGUUCAGCCAGGCGAUCCAGUCCCCCAAGGCCGCAAGCGCCGCUAUCGCCCAGGCACCCUCGCCCUGAAGGAAAUUCGCAGAUAUCAAUCAAACACCGAUCUCCUCCUGCUCAAGCUUCCAUUUGCGCGAUUGGUCCGCGAAAUAGCCAUCACCUGCCGCCCCAUGAACGACGAACUCCGCUGGCAAUCCCAAGCCAUCCAAGCCCUCCAAGAAGCCUCCGAGGCUUUCCUUGUCCACCUCUUUGAAGACACCAACCUCCUCGCCAUCCACGCCAAGCGGGUAACCAUUAUGCAAAAGGACCUGCAGCUUGCGAGGAGGAUAAGAGGUAUUUGGGGCGGGGCGGGGUGGGUGUAAAUCAUCAGUCUUCUGUUACGAUAUUCUAUUUUGGUGAUUUCAAACUUUCGAUUAUCGGCCGGUGCUGGAGUGAGCUGGGUUGAGUUUGAGAAAAGGGGGAGUUAGCCCACCACCAUCCUUUGGGGGACCCAGACUUCUCUCAGACUAUCCUGGAUUGCGGAUUUCACCCAAGCUCCCGGACGACUUUGCGGUUCUUUUUUGGGCUGCAUACCAUCGCUUUUUUUCUUUGGACGACCGCAUACCCGAUACUUACUUGCUCUGUCAUUUUUUGAGCAUUUCCCGUCAACUCAAAGCCACCCAGUUUUCGGGUAGGUAACCCUUUAGCAGCACACAGGGAGAAAUGAUCAUGCGCAUAAGGGUUUGCAGCUGGACGAAAGAGCAAAAUGAUGGUCACAUCUUGUUCACGGAAACUGUUUUCGUGUCUCGUGGGGGAAGAGCUGUGCAAGAAGGAAGGUGGAAUGAAGGGGUUAUUAUAUCUGGAGACGGAUAUGCUGCUUGCAACAAAACACCCGAGCCAAGGGUAACGUCGUUCUUUGGAGUUUUUGGUUUGCUUGUCAGAGUUGCAUUUUUCAUCAUGUUUUCCCCACGACUAUAUAGGGAAACCAGCGAGAGAGAGAAGAGAAAGCGUGUGCGAUACCACUAGGUGUAUUCUAUCAUGUGGCGGCGUCUUGGGACCUGGUCUCUGGUCGGUUGGGCUGGCUGGCUGGCUGGCUGGCUGGUUGUCGGGUAGAAUUAGCAAGAAGACAGGUUACGGCCUCUUCUGUUUUGUUGUCUUUGUAAGAGGAGAGGGGUAUAAUAUCAGUCACGCACAAAUUCAACCAAAAAAAUACCCCGUCUCAAAGUUGGUCGUCAAAUCGUCUAGAUAUAUUAUGCAAAUAAGGAGGGAG
Messenger RNA from Podospora pseudocomata, 1754 nucleotides. RefSeq names its product centromeric DNA-binding histone H3-like protein cse4 (gene CSE4). NCBI's taxonomy places the organism in Eukaryota, Fungi, Ascomycota, Sordariomycetes, Sordariales, Podosporaceae. The transcript has 3 exons. The record is from RefSeq and is a predicted model, not a curated record. Gene Ontology annotation, molecular function: protein heterodimerization activity; DNA binding; structural constituent of chromatin. Bases 451 to 867 code for a protein of 138 amino acids. Gene Ontology annotation, cellular component: nucleosome.